Hermetia illucens (black soldier fly) is the source of this 6669-nucleotide messenger RNA. RefSeq names its product serine-rich adhesin for platelets-like. Lineage: Eukaryota; Metazoa; Arthropoda; Insecta; Diptera; Stratiomyidae. The record is from RefSeq and is a predicted model, not a curated record. The transcript is spliced from 9 exons. The coding region runs from base 399 to 6416 and encodes 2005 amino acids.
AUCCGACCAAAAAUCAAGAUUCAAUGCUGUUUUUCUGGACACCUCUGCUCGCAUUCGAGGUGGAUUGUCUGAUAGCAUCCAAGAUAGACGAUGGAUCACGAAAAUCAAGAUACGAGAUAUUCAGCGAUAAAUAUCACAAAACUGUACGAAGAACUUUCCUUUCUGUGUUAUUAGCGAAAUGUUCGAAGACCUUUGUGUUUUGAAGUGGAGCCGGAAAGUGUGAAAGUUCGGCUCAACUCUUAUGAGUUUCAAAUGACGAUUUAGUAUGCCUUACUGUUAUUCAAGAACUUAUCCCCCUUAAAAAGGACUCUAUCAAGAAAUCACUGCCGAAAAAGAUGUCAUUCCCGUAAGAAGAAAGAAGAAACUUGCUCGGAUAUUUGAGUCCGGCACCGAUAUGCAUGUUCUAUCUUUCACAUCCCUUCGGAGUGGUAUCUCCAUCAUCGGGAAGCGAUGCCUUCAAAAGCCGAACGUUCUCAUCGUAUCCUGGCAGAGAUGAUCAAAUAGUUUCCGGCGACAAUGAUGAUGGUGACGGGAACGACGCGCUAUAUCAAAGACGAAGGCGGAAACAGUUGGGUGAAAAGCCUGUCGUUCUGAAUAGAACCAACGCAAGGAGACGAGAAGAUUGGUCGGGAAACUUGACAGGGUGUAAUCACGACGCCCGAACAACAAGUGGCCUGAGGGAUAGCUCGAGGAUGCGAUCCGGACACCUCAUCCCGUGGCCUAGGGAUACAUGGAGGAGGGAAUUCGUACUGCCACCCCUGAUCCAGUUCCGUGGAAAACAGAAAGACGAAGCAACUGCACCUGAUUUAGAAGUGAUACUUAGAACUAUACGACAGGCUUGGAAUUCGCCAUAUCCUAGAUCAAAUCUACAAAGUCGUUCGUACGAAGAUACCGAUACACCUACGUCUGAGUGGAAUAUCCCCACUACACGAAAUUUUGGAGUAAAAUUCAGACAACAGCAGAAACUAAGUGAUAUCAGCAAAAUGGGCUCAGGAAAUAAUUCAACGCCCGUCAUAUCCGGAUUAUUAAGGAGACGCUACUCCGUCCCGGAAAUCAUAAUGAGAAAACACAGUCUAGCUCAACAGAAAUCUUUUGACGAGAGUUCAGCGGCAACAGCACCAUCUCCUAAUCGUUCUCCGGCACCAGUCUAUCAUAAAUCUUACUCAACAAACACCCCCACUCGAACCUAUCCACUUUCAUCUGGAUCAGAUUCGAAUCUGUCCCUUCGACGUUUCGAUCAUCGUGGCGGUGAGAUGUCCAUGCGCAAAUCAACCCUACUUCGUCGCAUUUGGAGCCGUGAAUUGAAAAGAUAUGAUGACACACGUUCAGGAAGCUGGUCACCACCAAUGCGUCGAUCACAACGUCGCCUUCAUCCUGAACCAGUGGAACAACAUCGUUGCGAGGAAUGUCGCAAGCUUGAAGACGAUCACAGCGAUGAGUCUGAAGAAUUGGUUGUUGGAGCAUCACGUAAACGUCUACGAUUGAUUUCUUCACAUGGAAAGGAGGCCAUCGAUCAGUCAUCCGCCUCAUAUCAUACCUCAUCUGCAAAUUAUACACAAUCGACAUCCGAAAGGACCCAGAUAACAACACCAAAUAAUGGCAGCCUGGAGAGCACACCACUGAAGUCAGCGUCAACAACAACCACUACCUCCUCUUCGAUUCAAAAAUCGAACAAUGUUCAUAUUUACAUGACCCCAAUCAAAUCAGACCAAUCAAAUUCUGAACCGAUCGAUCAGGGUCAAGAUAUGCUUCACGUAGAAAUAGAUGUAGAUAAUAGUGAAACAAAUGGGAACAGUAUUCAGAUGAAUUCGGACGAAAACCAGAACGAACAAGCUUUGGUCGAAAGUCCGCAAACCGUGGUUCCUGGGAAGACCACAACUGUCAGUGGCACCGGGGACUCUCCUCUAGAUAAGUUCAUAUCAAAACUACUCAUUGACAACUUAGCCGAUCUUGCCGACGAGAUCAACGAACAGUUUGAAAACAACAACAACCUCAUGAGAAACACAUCCACCCCGAAAUCUAAACGAGUCUCUGUGGUAUACCUCACUCCUGAGCAUAUGGAAGCGGUCGUUAGCAGAUCCCAGAACUCGACAACCGACAACAUAUCAUCAGACAGUAACAACCUCAUGAUCACCACAGAUUCAUCUAACAAUGAACGAAUCAUCUACUUUCCAAGUUGCUCUUUGGAAUGCAAGGAUGACAUGUCGAGCUUCAAUUCAAACUGUUCAGACAUUGAACUUCAUAACAUAUCUGGAGAAAGUCUAGUCACAGUCAAUGCUGGAAGUGCAUACCUGCAAAACGCACACACAACUACUUUGGUAGUCCCACGAAUGCUGAAUAAAUUCCCCCGAACUGAGUCCUUGGAAGCUGAAUACUCCUUGACCUCAGCCAGAGAAGAAGAGGAGGACAAUGCAAAUGGGAACGAUACAGACGAUAGUGUUAGUCUAGUCGAUAGUUUAGAUGAACCGCAUCCUUCCAGCAACAAUAAUGAAAAUUCGGCAGAAAAGACUGAGGAAAUUACGGAUGAACCCAAGACUGAGCCUAAUAAUCCCGACGAUGAAGAGGCAGAUGAGGAGGAGAAUACCCCUUCAAUGUGCCGAGAACCUGAAGCUUUUUUCAUUCCUAUAGCUGGUUCUGAGUCAGAGAAGGUCCGAUCUGGCAGUGUGAGUGAAGCCAUGCCAGAAAAGUUGAAGGAAAGGAUCAUACAACGGCAACGUGAAUUAGACAAGAAGAAAAUCGAAGAGCAUCGGAAGAAGCAGAAGAAGUUGGAAGAACUAAUAGAUCCUAAGUUAGAAGAGCAAGGCUUUACCGAAAAGUCACCAGUUCGGCUGAAAAAAGAUUCACCAGUUAAAGAAAAGCCUCCGGUUCCAAAGAAAUCGGAGAGCCUUACUAGAAAACUCAAAAGCAAAUCCAACGCUAUACAUCUUCACACAGAAAUCAGUCUCUUGGAGUCCUACACAAUCGACUCAAAGGGCAACAUGCAAAUGAGAGCCCCACAACAGAAGACUGAAUCCACGUCAACUGGCAUCACAAGCACAAGUGGCGCUACUAAGAAGCUAUAUCCUAGUAAGUCGAAGAUUCAGCGAAAGCAAAGCAUGAUUGCGCCAAAGCCACCAGAAAUUGCUCCUUCCAUACAGGACAGAAAACCACUGUCUUCAAGCUCACACAACAAGUCCAGAAGCCAAGCAAAGAGGGACGUCCAAAAGAUGACAAUUUUUCAGGCUCAAUCAGACAUAAUCACGCCUGACUCCGAGAACGGUCCACGCCGUGUAUACCAAAAGACUGAAAUUCAAGACGGAGAGAAACAUAUCGAAAUCUUGGAGAUUGUGGAAUGCAUCGAGAGCUCUCCGGAAAGUUCACCGGAUCGCCAUCAAACUUAUCGAUGUUCAAGUAAAUCCGCCUUAUCACGUCGAUCGAAAAUUCCUAUUCCCGUCUAUAAAAUGGGUAGAUCGUCCGGUUAUCAAAAAGCUAUACGCUGUCCCCUUCUACGUGAAGCCAGUCCAAAUAGUGUGAAAUGCAUCGCCCGAAAUCUCCAGACUAGCUCUUGCAACAAAGUUGAUCGUGUUAUUGCUGAGUUGCUCAUUGACGCACUGAACAGACCUGAAGAGAUCGGUAUAGAAAUCAUCAAGUCCCCGAAAGACCUAUCACGUGAUAAAUCCUCGAAGCGACAAAACAAUCAGCGACGAAACACUCCUCGUAGAUCGGCGAAUAACACAAAAUAUCAACAAGUUUUCGAGGUGAUACCAGAAGAAAAGAGUAGCUUUUCCGUGGACUCUUCCACGGACGAUGCUACCAAGUCGUCGUCCACAAAGGCUCGAACUAGGGACUCGUCUUCGACGCAAAUGAAGACUUCCGAUAGUACGGCUCCAACCAAAGAACUCAAUGAACUUCCAACAGAAUCGUCUUCAAGCACGUCAGCGACCAACCCAAAAUCCUCGACGACCAGCAAUCCAGGACGUCUAGCGGUGGACCAUGCAGAACCGAACGCCUGGAUCGGAUUCUUCAGGCGCCACGACAGCUCCAUGGACGAAGAUGAUUCUCCAUCUCAACCGUACCCCAACUCCACUGCCGCCUCAUCAUGUCAACCAACAAUAUCUUCACCAAGUACGAACACAGCUGCUGCCGGGACUACAACACCUAAAGACAUAUCAUCAGCUGAAUGUCUUAACAGUGCCGAGUCUGAUAAUGUCCUUAAGCUCAUCGACAAAACAUUCCAAAAUUCUACCAAAUCAAAAAUUCAAGCUCCUUCGAAACCUGCAUCAUCAUUAGACUAUGUCGCGGAAACUGCCACUACCGCUGCCACAAUCGCCUCUGGGACCACUUCCACUAUCACAUCUGAAACUUUUUCAAAUACAUGUAAUUCAUGUAAACUCUUGGAAAGGAAAAAUGGAGCUGAAACAUGCAAGAAUAUUGAAAACGCAAAACCAUCUAUAAAAAGCAAAAAACCUCAGAGCAAUGCACUUAGGAAGAGCAACACAGUUUUGAAAAUCGACUUGAAGCAAUCCUCGGAGAGUUCCAGCCAAAGUUCGAUCUCGUCAACAUCCACAACAGCCGAAGCGAGUUCUAGCUCAAAGGGAAGCGAAAAACCCAAAGACAAACUCAGUUCGGAAAAGGCUCAUCCGCCUGAUGUAUGGCGCGUUCAGUCCCCCGACAUAUGUAAAAAGGCAAUCCCGAAACUGAAAGGACGCGAGAACGAGCCAUCAACAUGUGAAACGAUGACUGAAAUCGACACUAAAUCGUUCAUUAUAAUCGAAGAUAGCUGUAACAUGAGUCCUUCAACGCUAAACUACUCAGCAAAUAUCCCAACAAAAGUCAUCCCUACCUCAACGGACUCGAACACCCCUAUCCUAACUAAUAAGUGUACAAUAUGCUGCUUUUGUAAUCCGGAUUUGCACAAAUCCGGUAAAACUACCUCCUCCACACCGUGCCCUUAUUGUAAUCGUAGACGUACACCUCCAAAACGCGAGGAGGAAACUAACACAGAAUCGGAUUAUUUUCUAAGCCACCCUUUCUAUCAAUCCAUGACCAAAUUCGAUCAUACUCACAUCCGGACCCGUUCUAGGGAUUCGGACGUUAUCAGUACAAAAUGCACAAAAGUCAAUGAAAAAAUAAAAAAUUACAACUUCCCCGAAGGGACCGCCAGUCAGCAGGAUUCCACCUCGAAAUCGAGAGUCACAAAAAACCUCUCUCGCCCCAAAAACACUAUCAACAUCCCCAAGCGGGCGGAACCGGGAGCCGUGCAUAAAACCACCCAGGAUACCAUCAAGUCAAAGGACUCGAAAAUGAAAAAUUCUAGUCCGGAUAGGAAAGCAUUUCGCCUGCCCAGUCCUUACGCUAAUCUAUCGUCAACUAGCUUUGAGCGUACAUCGAGUCCUAGCUCGUCGUCGGAUUCCACUUGUCCUACGACGCCUAGCCGCUGUCCCAUCCUGCCAUCGGCACGAAGACACAAUUUCGCGGCGGCUCGAAGUAAUUCCAAGGAGGCGGAGCGACGGAAGGAGAAGCAUCCGGCCGGGAAGGCGACAGCAGUUGGCGGUAAUAACAAUGAAAGUGUUUCGGAUAAUGCAAACAACAAUGGUGGGAGCAACAAUGCGAAAGUGAAUGGGCAGACCAACGGAUGGUCCGUAACAGUUGCCGGCUCCUACAAUCAAGACAUGGCUCCUGACUUAGAAAUGCGUCUAAGUUUCCCCAAACCUGGCGGUAGUGGUGGUCUUCAACAUCAACAACAAUCAAUUACAUCAAAUCAAACCGUACAUCAAAAUGUCUCCGACCGUCGAGAGAUUCAUCAUCACCAACGCGUCACCAACGGGAACAACAUUUACAGCGAGAGCCACUAUCAGGACGAGGACCUUUUGAAUGACAAUUUUACGCGGAGUAACAAUCAUCAUCAAUUCCAAGCGUUACCGCCAGCAGGAAAUCCGAAACGGACGUUGACCAGAAUUGUAUCAGAGCGAACUCAUAGCCAACGUGAUAUCAACUUUCCGGAAGUGAGCCCGUCAUCGAGAAAUCCCAUCGCAUCGCGGCAAAUGGCUAAAAAGGCGAUCAAGCACACGGAAUGUAGUGUAGCGGUGACUUCAGCUACACGAACCAUUUCCAACUUCACCCGCGGACGCAGGACUAUGUCGUAUCAGUCCCUGAACACGGCAGAGUCACUAAGGACCAAUACGAAUAAGAACACCAACAACAAUCGGGAUCGUCAUUUAAUACGUGACAAUUCAUUAGAUUUGGGUAAUUUGUCGUCCGGUCGAAGGAUGUCCCUUGAGAGCCAAACCCCAUCGGCCACAGAGUGUCUGGCAUUGUCCGUCAUGGGCAACGCUAUCGCUCCCGAACAGAAACCGCGCGUACUGACCAUGAGCGAGAAGGAUUUAACGAGACGGCAUCACUCCUGCUUCACCAGGAAUCGUGCAUUUUUUACGUAGAACUUUAUUAGUAGCAAGGAUACAGUUUUGAAUGGUUUAUGUAAAGGUACAUAUUAUAUUUUAUAGUAGUCAUUAGUCACUCGAGUAGGGCCCAUGGUACAACAAUUUGUAAUAGGACACAAGACUCCAUGACGUAGGAUGUCCUACAAAAGACAUUAUGCAGUAAGUAGAAGUCGAGAUCAAUCAUACAAAUGAUGUGAUAUAAUUUGUAAACGUAAUUCAAGUUGAAAUAAAACAUUUUAGUACUUUCGAA